AUGUGGUCGACCGCGACGCUGCUGCUGCUGGGUGUUUUGCUGGUGGCGCCAGCCGCAACCGCGGCCGGCCUCAACACCCGCUACGACGAGGCUACCGGACGCGUCCUGAUACUGACUGACAGGGGCGGCCAGGAGGUGGAACUGGGGUACAUCGAAGUUCCCGGAGACGAGCUGCCUCCAGCUCCGCGCCACGAGAGACGUAUGGAUGAGGAGUCCUUCGACUUUGGAAGUUCCGGGGUCGUCUUGCGGCGCCAAGACAGGGCGGGCCGCUGUUUUGAGGGCCGGCUGACGAUUGACGUUCCGACUGCGCCCAUCAGAAUGUGUCAGCGCCACCUUUCGAGUCACAUCUACGGAGGUAUCGAAUCGACCUACCAGAAGUGGCCAACGGAGCAGAACGUGUACGACCACUACGCAUACGUCACCAACAAGAGAGACCACGCCGCCAUCGCUUCGCGCUACUGGCUCUUCUCCGACGGCAGAGCCGUCCGCGUUCAUGCAAACAGUCCUCUCUUCAUCGACCAGAACACCGAUGAGACGCUCAACAAACUCUGCUUCGUUGCCCAGAAUAUGUCUCCCUACCCAGAGAACCGAACAGACAACGUGCUGCAGUUCGAGCUGUGUUCGUACGAGGACCCGAGACAGGCGCACGAGCAUGUCGUCCAGACGUACAUGGGCAAGCCCGACGCGAUCCCAGACGAACGCAUGGCAACAUAUCCCAUCUGGACAGUGGCGCCUCCAGAAGACAACGUCAGGGACAGGGUCGCCAACAUAAUUGAGCACGGAUUCGACUACAGCGUUAUCGAAAUAUCUGACAAAUGGGAAACCUGCUACGGCAGUAUGACCGUCGACACGACCAAGUUCCCCGACAUGCGUGCGCUCACGGAUGACCUCCACGCGCUAGGGUUUUCCGUCGCGUUGUGGAUGCACCCAUUUGUAAACGAAAAUUGCGAGCCUUAUUUCUCUGAGGCGCUGGCCAACGGGUACCUCGUACAGAACAGUAAUGGCAGCACGACCACUCGCUGGUGGAGGGGAUAUGGCGGCGUUGUCGACUUCACCAACCCAGAUGCAGCAGCUUGGUGGACGGACAAACUUUCGGCACUUCGCAAUGAGACAGGGAUAGACACGUUCAGGUUCGACUACGGCGAGUCCAGCUACCUGCCGCAGCCGGCGGAGAUCACGCCGGCGGAGAAGAACCCGGUGGCCAUCUCGGACGAGUACUCGAGGGCGGGCGCCCAGUUCGGGCCCAUGGUGACGCUGCGCUCCGGCGUCGAGAGCCAGCAGCUGCCGAACUUCUUCCUCAUGGACGUCAUCGACACCGCGUGGAGCGGCCAGAACGGCCUCAAGACGCUGGUGCCCAAGCUGCUGCAGCUCAGCAUGGUCGGCUACCCCUUCGUGAUGCCGGAGCAGGUGGGCGGCGCCGAGAACCACGGCGGGUACCCCACCUACGACCUGUACAUCCGCUGGCUGCAGGCCACCACCUUCAUGCCGGCUAUCAGGUUCCACGUCAAGCCCUGGGACUUCGACAACGAGACCAUGGACAUCUGCCGCAACCUGACGCAGCUGCACGCCCAGUACGGACCGCUGAUCGUCGAGCUGAUGAAGAAGGCUGCCGAGGACGGCACCCCCGUCAACAGGCCCGUCUGGUGGGUCGACCCAACGGACGCCACCGCUCUCACCAUCGACUCAGAGUACAUGCUGGGCGACGACGUGCUGGUGGCGCCGGUGGUGUCGCACAAGGCGGUCAGCCGCGACAUCUACCUGCCAGAGGGCAGGUGGCGCGACGAGGUGGACCCCGAGCACCCCGUCAUACAGGGACCCACCUGGCUGCACGGCUACGCCGCCCCCCUCAACACGCUGCCCUACUUCACCAGGGCCAGCGCCUAG
Molecule: messenger RNA, 1884 nt
Organism: Schistocerca piceifrons (Central American locust)
Lineage: Eukaryota; Metazoa; Arthropoda; Insecta; Orthoptera; Acrididae
Product: myogenesis-regulating glycosidase-like
Exons: 5
Coding region: 1-1884 (627 amino acids)
Biological process (GO): carbohydrate metabolic process
Molecular function (GO): hydrolase activity, hydrolyzing O-glycosyl compounds
Source: RefSeq, a predicted model, not a curated record